AUGGUUGGACAAGCAUUGACUUCUGUGGCCAUCGUUGGUGGCGGUCCCGGAGGAUUAGCUACUGCGAUUGCUCUCUCAGAACUGCCAUUCCUCAAGGUGACUCUGUAUGAGAAGAACUCGGAGCCCCGAGAAGCCGGUGCGGGCAUCAGUCUGACCACCAAUGCGUGGAAAGUUCUGGAUUUACUUGGAGCUAGUGGUGGUAUCAAAGGGGGCUCUAAAUCUAACACACACCACAGAAUUGAAAGAAACGCCUACACAGGGAAGGUGGUGAGCAUCAGCCCUCCACCAGAAAAUCCGCCUGCAAAUUACCGCGGUUCAAUCCGGGCUCGGAGAACCCGGCUACAGUCCGCUCUCUUAUCGAGAGUGCCCGUGGGCUUGAUCCAAUUUGGCAAAAAGGUUGUAUCUUUGGAAAAUCUUUCUGGCCAGGGAGUUCGUCUGGUUUUCCAGGACCACACGGAGGCGAUCGCAGACAUUGUCGUUGGAGCAGAUGGGAUACACUCUGUUGUCCGCAGGGCCCUAUUGCCUCAUCAUCAACUUCACUUCACAGGAAACUCUGCAUUCCGUGUUCUGAUUCCGAAAUCUCAUCUGGCCCAUAUCCCGGAUAUCACGACUACAACGUCAUGGUGGUGGGGUGAAGCUGGCCAUGUAUAUUUAUCCGAUGUGGAUGAUGAAGAAGAUACCGAAGAUCCGCUGUUUGAAAUUACUGUUCGAUCCUACCGUGAGCCUGAAGUUUCGGGGAAGACUGUCUUUUGGGGUGUCCCUGCAACCAACGAGAAAGUAGGAACGCGUGUUGAGACAUUCGACCAGAGAAUGAGGGAUGCAGUAAGCACGGUGACUGAAGGAGAAUGGAGGGAGUUUGCGACAUUCGCUGGGCCUCGUCUGAAUAAAAUCACUGACUGGGAUAAAGUUGCCCUUAUUGGAGAUGCCAGUCACCCCCUUUCGGGCGCUUUUGGCUCCGGGGCGACAUUUGCCAUGGAGGAUGGUUGGAUCCUCGCGCGAGCGCUUGAGCUUACGCGGUUUGCUUCGCAUCCUGCACGGGACGCUCUGGAGAUAUUUGAACAGAUUCGGUCUCCGUACUAUGCCAAAAUGUAUCAGCAUCUAGACGAAAUACGUGACAAAACACAACUCCAAGCAGAGAAGGAUUUUGAUGUCAUUCUGCAAGCCAAAAUUGACACUUUCCUCUAUGGAGACAAGGAUUUCAUUUAUCAAAACGAUAUUAAGAAAGUGUGGGAAGACUUUCUUGUGACAUAUCAGACAGUGGUGUAA
Penicillium griseofulvum is the source of this 1266-nucleotide messenger RNA. RefSeq names its product Monooxygenase, FAD-binding. Gene Ontology annotation, molecular function: FAD binding; monooxygenase activity. The transcript is spliced from 6 exons. Bases 1 to 1266 code for a protein of 421 amino acids. The record is from RefSeq and is a predicted model, not a curated record. NCBI's taxonomy places the organism in Eukaryota, Fungi, Ascomycota, Eurotiomycetes, Eurotiales, Aspergillaceae.